AGAUGCACUCACUGUAUAUACCGCACACCGGAAGGGCUCAGCACUGGCUCUGGGCUCGGACUCUUAUAUUCUGUGCGCUGUGCCGGGGAUGCUGCCUCCGCUGCCGCCAUGCACUGCUGUGUGUGUGACAUUACGCUGCUCCUGGCCGCGCUGGCAGCUCUUCUAAUAAUUCUGCUUCUUAUUGUAGCACAUGUAACCGCCAAGAAAAUGCCAAAUCUCCAUCGUUUGGAGGAAGAGAAACAUUUCACUGACAGCAAAGGGAAGACGGAGCCCUUCCCCUCCAUCCACGAUCCACCCACAAAAGACCUGUCAGUGGUUGUCCCGUCAUACAACGAAGAAGAACGGUUGCCUGUAAUGAUGGAUGAAGCUAUGGAAUAUUUGGAGCAAAGACAGAAAAAACAGCCUUCAUUCAGCUAUGAAGUUAUUGUCGUAGAUGACGGCAGUAGAGAUAAAACUACAGAGGUCGCUUUAAGGUACUGUAAAAAAUACAGCAGUGACAAAGUUCGGGUUCUAACGUUGAAAAAAAAUCGUGGGAAAGGUGGAGCUGUAAGAAUGGGAGUCCUGGUUGCCCGUGGCAAGCUGAUUUUAAUGGCUGAUGCUGAUGGAGCUACUAAAUUUGCAGAUAUCAAAAACGUAGAGGUUGGACUUGAAAAACUGAAACCCUGGCCUGAAAAAAUGGCCAUAUCCUGUGGGUCAAGAGCUCAUCUGGAGAAAGAGUCCAUAGCACAGAGAUCCGUGUUCAGGACAUUCCUCAUGUAUGGCUUCCACUUCCUCGUGUGGUUCCUUUGUGUGCGAAGUGUAAGAGACACUCAGUGUGGAUUCAAACUGCUGACGAGGGAAGCAGCAACACGCACUUUCUCUGCUCUUCACGUCGACCGCUGGGCGUUUGAUGUGGAGCUGCUCUAUAUCGCUCAGUGCCUUAAUAUUCCUGUUACAGAGGUUGCAGUAAACUGGACAGAAAUUGAAGGCUCUAAGCUAGUGCCUUUCUGGAGCUGGUUGCAGAUGGGAAGAGAUCUCCUGUUUAUAAGAAUGAGAUAUCUGACCGGAGCCUGGAAGAUCGAUACAAGUGGAAAAUUAAAUUAAAGCCAAUCCUGGCCAUGGGCAUUUUAUUGUUCUGAGCAUCUGUAAGCGUCCUAUUGAGGUUUUGGGAUAAACAAAUCAUCACAAAAACUGUUCUUUUACCUCCAGUGGCAGUUUGUUUUAUGUGCUAAAACCCAUGUAAAUAGUUCUGUUUAUAAAGAAAAAA
Molecule: messenger RNA, 1246 nt
Organism: Xenopus laevis (African clawed frog)
Lineage: Eukaryota; Metazoa; Chordata; Amphibia; Anura; Pipidae
Gene: alg5.L
Product: ALG5, dolichyl-phosphate beta-glucosyltransferase L homeolog
Biological process (GO): protein N-linked glycosylation
Cellular component (GO): endoplasmic reticulum membrane
Molecular function (GO): dolichyl-phosphate beta-glucosyltransferase activity
Source: RefSeq, marked provisional